GUUUAUCAAGUUCAAGACUGAAGCUGUACAGUCAUCCCAUGUACCUUCGACCUUAGGAACGAUGCCUAGAAGAUACAUCAAUCCUUACGCAAAGUACCUCGCGGUCGACCUCUGGAAUCAACACAUGGAUAUCGAGCAGAUCAAGAGGACACUAAGAAUCAACUUUUCGCGCAGUUCGUUACACCGAUGGACUCACCUUCACAAAAGCACAGGGUGUGUUGUGAGGAACCCAGCCGACUACGAACCAUUUGGACCGCGAGGCUCAAUACCAGAAGAUAUACAAGAAGAAUUGCGAGUAUACCUCAGAGAACAUCCAACAAGUUAUUUGGAUGAGAUACAGGAAUGGCUGUUGGAGGAGCACGAUAUUGCUACAUGCAUCUCCACCAUAGAUCAGACUCUGCGUAAAAAGAUGAACAUUACAUUGAAAAAGAACCAUCAGGUCAAUUCCAAGCAAUCAGACUUGAAGAUGGCUGAGUAUCUUGCUCAAGUGGGCACCAUGCCAGCUGAGUUCAUGGUUUUUGCAGAUGAAUCUUCUAUAUGCCGUAGAAGCCUCAACCGACCUAAGGGACGUGCUCCUUCUGGACAACGAAGCUACCAGCAAACCAAACACUCAAAUGCUAAGCGAUACUCGGUACUUCCAGGCAUCUCGCUCUAUGGUGUUCUAGGAAUUGAUAUCAAGGAAAAUUCAUUCAAACGUCCAGACUUUGAAUCAUUUUUGAAGCAUACUCUGUUUUGAUUAUUGAUAACUGCUCUGUUCACCACGGUGGGAAUGUCCAAAAGCUAUGUGAUGAACAUGGUGUAAGAUUAAUCUACCUUCCACCUUACUGGCCCGAACUUAACCCCAUUGAAAUGUGUUUUUCAGUUUUAAAGUCACAUUUGCGCCGCUCAAAUAGUUUAUUGAAUUCAGAUGAUGAGAUCGCAUCCAUUUAUCAUGCUACUGCUACCAUCAUGGAUGAUAGAUUGUGUUACAAAGAGU
This is a messenger RNA of Puccinia graminis f. sp. tritici CRL 75-36-700-3, 976 nucleotides long. RefSeq lists its product as uncharacterized. The record is from RefSeq and is a predicted model, not a curated record. NCBI's taxonomy places the organism in Eukaryota, Fungi, Basidiomycota, Pucciniomycetes, Pucciniales, Pucciniaceae. Bases 62 to 736 code for a protein of 224 amino acids. The transcript has 4 exons.